AAAAAAAAAAGUUAAAAUCAACUCAGAGGAGGGAGGGAGGGGGGAGAGAAAACGCCCUGGAAAUCUGGUUGAUCGAGAAGUAGAAGAAGAGUGCACAAUCCUCUCAGACUGCAAAGUUGUGACAGUGCGAAAGGCUUUUCUUGGGCAGGGGGAGAAGGACACAAGUUUUCCAGGAUGCUCAAGCUGGUGUGAGGCUUCUCGGGCGCUACGGCUGCGCACAGAAGUCGACAAUUCAAGUACGAAAGCAUCAGUGAAGCCCUCGGCUGCGCUUGAGCAAUCUGAGGAAAACAAGAACAGGAUUUUCAUCACACCAUGGCUGAAAUGGAAGAAGAUAAGUUCAAGAUGGCUGAAGAGGAGGACACCAGGGAGGUGCUUUUUCCAGACUGGGAGGGUCCAGACAAAACUGGUCUGACCAUUGAACAGACAAGUGGAGGGGAGAUCUUUGUCAAGGAGGUGAAAGGAGAGUCACCUGCUGGACGGUCUGGAAAGGUGUAUGAAGGUGACCAGAUCGUGGGUGCCACUGUCUACUUUGAAAAUAUGAGCUCAGAAGAAACUGCAGAUCUAUUGAAGGCCCUGAAUAAACACAAGGUUGGACUGAAACUACAGAACAGAGGAGACAAAUCUCCUGGUUACUCACCCUUGAGCACACCGUGCCGCUCACCAAUAGGCACCCUCACAUGGGAAGGAAAGACUCGCUUUGGAGGCUCCAGUCCAGAUAUCAUUCUCAGUGGGGAUGAUGAAGACUACAGAAGAAUAUACACAAAAAAGAUUAAACCAAGACUGAAGUCUGAAGACCUUGCGGAAGGAGUUGAUGUUCGCACAGAGAGACACAGCAGCACGAGCAGUGAUGGCAACACAAUUACUACCGUAACCCGCCGUAUUACUACAUACACAGUGGAUAUGCCCAGUGGCAUAAGUGAGCAACUUGAGUUUUCAAGUCCAGAGUCCAAGAAGCUGAAACACGAAUCUGGAGAUGGCUCUCCUUCAAUCAGAAUCUCAUAUGGCAGCCCUUCAGGUAAAGUGGGAGGUGACGAAGGAGUUUUUGAGUCAAGCAAUGUAACUUACACUGGUCCACAUGUUAGCUCUACAAAGACAAGCUGGGGCAGUGGGGGUGUGAAAACCACGACAAUUGUGAGAGAAGGAACAGAAGGAGGUACAGAGUACAGAUUGAAGGGGCCGAGCUUCGGAGUGACAGGAGGUAGAGGCAAGGAAGGAAACAAAGGAGGCAUUACGGUUUCAGAAACAAAUGUGGCACUAAGUGAUGGCAGAAACACUGGUAGUAAGCAUGUUACAAUUGGAGGGUCAGGAAGUGCUGAGAUGACCUCAACUGAUGAAAAUGGAGGACAAAUCAGUGUGUCUUUACCUGGAAAAAGUAUGCAGAUUUCGACUACAACCAUGAACAAAACACUGGUGGGUGGUAUUGACCCGAGUUUAGGUGAGAGGUCAACAGUGAAGGGAACUGGAAUUACCAUCACACAUCCACAGACAAAGCUAUCAGGACAAAGUGAAGUUUCAACUGUGAGACUGAGUGGAGAGGCCACAGAUGUUGAUACUGAAUUGACAGGUGGCAGGACAGGAGGGACAAAAAUCACAUUAGGUAAUGUAACCUCGGGUUAUGCAUCAGCACCAGGCAAGAUUUCAGUGACAGGUAUGGAUGUCAACCUUUCAGGUCCAAAACUGAAAGGUGAAGUUGGCACCUAUCUGCCAAGUACAACAGGAAGUAUAAAAGUGUCUGGAAUAGCGACUGAUGAUGGAACAGUCUCUAGGACCGGGGGAGAAUUAGACAUUGACCCUAAGGGACAAACAGGCGAAUUUAAAAUGAAAGUGCCAUCAUUUCGCCUUGAAGGGCCAAAAGUCGAAAGGCACGAUGUUGAUAUAAAGCUUCCAAAAGCCAGCAUUGACAUGAAAGCACCUGGAAUUGACAUUAAAACAGCAAAGAGUGGCAUUAAGGACCUUGAUGAAAAUCUCAAGGGGCCAGAAAUUGAUAUUAUAGGAGCAAAUGUUGACACUGAAGGCUCUAAAGGAGGAUUUAGAAUGCCAAAGGUAAAAGUACCAUCAUUCAACAUCACAGGCUCCAAAGUUGAAGGUUCAGAUGUUGACACAGACUUCCCGAAAGCAGACAUUGAUGCAAAUACAUCCAAGGUUGACAUUAAGGCACCAGAUGUUGACAUUGAAGGACCUGACACAAAACUUAAAGGACCUACAUUUAAAAUGCCAACAAUUAAAGACCCAGAUUCUGACAAGAAUCUAAAAGGUUCAAAAAUGGAGACAGAUGUGAAUGUUUCACUUCCAAAGAUUGAAGGAAAAAUAAAGGCUCCCACGGUGAAUAUUCAGGACCCAAAAGGAGAGAUCAAAAUGCCAAAGAUCAAAGUGUCACCAUUUGCCUUAAAGGGCUCACAGGUCGAAGGCCCAGAUGUUGAUGUAAAUCUGCAUCCAUUGGACACUGGUAUGAAAACAACGAAUGCUGAUAUUCAGCCGCGUGAAGUGGCAGAAUUUGAAGGCCCUGAUGUAAAGCUAACAGGGUCAAAAUUCACAACACCAAAAAUAUCCAUGCCAGACCUAAAUAUCACAGGCUCAAAACUGAAAAGUGAUACUGAUCUUUCGAUUUCAAAAAUAGUGAGUGAUAUUAAAGCCCCAGAGGUCAGCAUACGGGGUUCUGAGGUCAAUAUUGAAAGUCCAAAUGUUGACAUAAAUCUCUCUAAACCAAGCAUUGGCAUGAAAACAUCAAAAAUUGAAGGAAACAUACAACCUCCAGGGGUGGAUAUUAAAGGAGCAAAUGAUGACAUAAGUUCCAAAGGAGGGUUCAAAAUGCCAAAAGUUACAAUGUCAUCAUUAAACAUGAAAGGCUCCAAAGUUGAAGGCUCAGAUGUAAGCACAAACUUGCCAAAAGUAAACAUUGAUGUGAACGCACGUGGUGCUGACACAAAGGUACCAGAUGUUGACAUUGAAAGUCCUGAUGCAAAACUCAAAGGACCCAAAAUUAAGAUGCCAACAAUGGAAGGACCAAAGUUGCCAGAGACUGACAUCAAACUCAAAGGUCCAAAACAUGAGGGUGAUGUAAGAGGUCCAGACAUUGAUGUAAAUCUCCAAAAAGGAGAUAUUGACAUGAAAACACCUGAAAUUGAAGGCCGCGAUGCAAAAUUAAAGGGGGGAAAAUUCAACAUACCAAAAUUUUCAGGGCCAAAUAUUUCCUUGCCUGAUAAGGACUUGAAUUUGACAGGCUCCAAACUCAAAGGUGAUAAGGAUGCAGUUCUGAAGCUGGAAGGCAAUACAGAAAUACCUGACGUGGAUAUCAAGGGUCCUGAAAUUGACAUUGAUGGCCCUGAUGUAAAUAUUAAAGGACCCAAAAUUAAGAUGCCCACCAUCAAAGGACCAAAGAUGUCUGACGUUGGCUUCCACCUGAAAGGUCCAAAAGUCGAGGGUGAUGUUGAUGUCUCACUUCCAAAAUAUGAAGUUGAUAUCAAAGAUCCAAAUGUUGACAUUGAAGGUCCAGAGACUGACAUUGAAAGGCCUGAUGUAAACAUAAAAGGGUCCAAAAUUAAGAUGCCCACCAUCAAAGGACCAAAGAUGCCUGACCGUAGCUUUAACAUGAAAGGUCCAAAAGUCGAGGGUGAUGUAGAUGUCUCACUUCCAAAGAUUGAAGGUGAUAUCAAAGCUCCAGACAUUGUUACUGAAGGUCCAGAUAUCAACAUUGAAACUUCCAAAGGAGGGUUCGAAAUGCCAAAGUUUAAAAUUCCAUCAUUUGGGACAAAAACAGGCAAGGAUGUUGAACUCCCAGAAGGUGACAUUGAUAUCAAGGCACCUGAAAUAGACAUUGAGGGUCCAGAUAUGAACAUUGAGGGUUCUUCAGGAGGGUUCAAAAUGCCAAAGAUUAAAAUGCCAUCAUUUGGGAGAAAGGGCCCAAAUGUCACAGGCACAGAUGUUGAACUCCCAGAAGCUGACAUUAACAUCAAGGCACCUGAAUUAGAUGUUGAGGGUCCGGAAGUUGACAUUAAAAGUCCUGGUGGCAAAAUCAAGGGACCAAAAUUCAACAUGCCACACAUCUCGGGGCCAAAGAUCUCAAUGCCAGACGUGGACUUUGGUGUGAAGGGCACCAAACUCAAAGGUGAUAUGGAUGUGACGGUUCCAAAGAUGGAGGGUGAGAUGAAGGGACUGGAUGUUGACAUCAAGGGUCCAAAGGUUGAUGUGACAGGUCCAAAAGGUGGAAUACAUCUGCCAACUAUCAACAUGCCAUCAAUUGGAUUGAAAGGUCCCAAAGUUGAAAUGCCAGAUGUUGACGUAAACCUUCCCAAAGCAAACAUUGACGUGAAAGCACCCAACAUUGACAUCGACAAACCAGAGAUUGACAUUGAAGGCCCUGAUGUAAAUGUCAAAGGACCCAAAAUUAAGAUGCCCACCAUCAAAGGACCAAAGAUGCCUGACCUUGGCUUUAACCUGAAAGGUCCAAAAGUCGAGGGUGAUGUAGAUGUCUCACUUCCAAAGAUUGAAGGUGAUAUCAAAGCUCCAGACGUUGAUAUUGAAGGUCCAGAUAUCAACACUGACACUUCCAAAGGAGGGUUCAAAAUGCCAAAGUUUAAAAUUCCAUCAUUUGGAACAAAAACAGGCAAGGAUAUUGAACUCCCAGAAGGUGACAUUGAUAUCAAGGCACCUGAAAUAGACAUUGAGGGUCCAGAUAUGAACAUUGAGGGUUCUUCAGGAGGGUUCAAAAUGCCAAAGUUUAAAAUUCCAUCAUUUGGGACGAAAACAGGCAAGGAUGUUGAACUCCCAGAAGGUGACAUUGAUAUCAAGGCACCUGAAAUAGAUGUUGAGGGUCCAGAUAUGAACAUUGAGGGUUCUACAGGAGGGUUCAAAAUGCCAAAGAUUACAAUGCCAUCAUUUGGGAUGAAGGGCCCAAAUGUCACGGACACAGAUGUUGAACUCCCAGAAGCUGACAUCAACAUCAAGGCACCUGAAUUAGAUGUUGAGGGUCCGGAAGUUGACAUUAAAAGUCCUGGUGGCAAAAUCAAGGGACCAAAAUUCAACGUGCCACACAUCUCGGGGCCAAAGAUCUCAAUGCCAGACGUGGACUUUGGUGUGAAGGGCACCAAACUCAAAGGUGAUAUGGAAGUGACGGCUCCAAAGAUGAAGGGUGAGAUGAAGGGAUUUGAUGCUGACAUCAAGGGCCCAAAGUUGGAUUUGAAAGAUUCAACAGGUGGAUUACAAAUGCCCAAUAUCAACCUGCCAUCAAUUGGAUUGAAAGGUCCCAAAUCUGAAAUGCCAGAUGUUGACGUAAACCUUCCCAAAGCAAACAUUGAUGUGAAAGGACCCAACAUUGACAUCGACAAACCAGAGAUUGACAUUGAAGGCCCUGAUGUAAAUGUCAAAGGACUCAAAAUUAAGAUGCCCACCAUCAAAGGACCAAAGAUGCCUGACCUUGGCUUUAACCUGAAAGGUCCAAAAGUCGAGGGUGAUGUAGAUGUCUCACUUCCAAAGAUUGAAGGUGAUAUCAAAGCUCCAGACGUUGAUAUUGAAGGUCCAGACAUCAACACUGAAACUUCCAAAGGAGGGUUCAAAAUGCCAAAGUUUAAAAUUCCAUCAUUUGGGAUGAAAACAGGCAAGGAUGUUGAACUCCCAGAAGGUGACAUUGAUAUCAAGGCACCUGAAAUAGACAUUGAGGGUCCAGAUAUGAACAUUGAGGGUUCUUCAGGAGGGUUUAAAAUGCCAAAGUUUAAAAUUCCAUCAUCUGGGAUGAAAACAGGCAUGAAUGUUGAACUCCCAGAAGGUGACAUUGAUAUCAAGGCACCUGAAAUAGACGUUGAGGGUCCAGAUAUGAACAUUGAGGGUUCUUCAGGAGGGUUCAAAAUGCCAAAGAUUAAAAUGCCAUCAUUUGGGAGAAAGGGCCCAAAUGUCACGUGCACAGAUGUUGAACUCCCAGAAGCUGACAUCAACAUCAAGGCACCUGAAUUAGAUGUUGAGGGUCCAGAAGUUGACAUUAAAAGUCCUGGUGGUAAAAUCAAGGGACCAAAAUUCAACAUGCCACACAUCUCGGGGCCAAAGAUCUCAAUGCCAGACGUGGACUUUGGUGUGAAGGGCACCAAACUUAAAGGUGAUAUGGAUGUGACGGUUCCAAAGAUGGAGGGUGAGAUGAAGGGACUGGAUGUUGACAUCAAGGGUCCAAAGGUUGAUGUGACAGGUCCAAAAGGUGGAAUACAUCUGCCAACUAUCAACAUGCCAUCAAUUGGAUUGAAAGGUCCCAAAGUUGAAAUGCCAGAUGUUGACGUAAACCUUCCCAAAGCAAACAUUGACAUGAAAGCACCCAACAUUGACAUCGACAAACCAGAGAUUGACAUUGAAGGCCCUGAUGUAAAUGUCAAAGGACCCAAAAUUAAGAUGCCCACCAUCAAAGGACCAAAGAUGCCAGAGUUUGGGUUCAACUUAAAAGGUCCAAAAGUCGAGGGUGAUUUAGAUGUCUCGCUUCCAAAGGUUGAAAGUGAUAUCAAAGCUCCAGACGUUGAUAUUGAAGGUCCAGAUAUCAACACUGACACUUCCAAAGGAGGGUUCAAAAUACCUAAGUUUAAAAUUCCAUCAUUUGGAACAAGAACAGGCAAGGACGUUGAACUCCCAGAAGGCGACAUUGAUAUCAAGGCACCUGAAUUAGAUGUUGAGGGUCCAGAAGUUGACAUCAAAAGUCCUGGUGGCAAAAUCAAGGGACCAAAAUUCAACAUGCCACACAUCUCGGGGCCAAAGAUCUCAAUGCCAGCCGUGGACUUCAAUGUAAAGGGCCCCAAACUCAAAGGUGAUAUGGAAGUGACGGUUCCAAAGAUGGAGGGUGAGAUGAAGGGACUGGAUGUUGGCGUCAAGGGUCCAAAGGUUGAUGUGACAGGUCCAAAAGGUGGAAUACAUCUGCCAACUAUCAACAUGCCAUCAAUUGGAUUGAAAGGUCCCAAAGUUGAAAUGCCAGAUGUUGACGUAAAUCUUCCCAAAGCAAACAUUGACGUGAAAGCACCCAGCAUUGACAUAAAAAAACCAGAGAUUGACAUUGAAGGCCCUGAUGUAAAUGUCGAAGGACCCAAAUUUAAAAUGCCCACUAUCAAAGGACCAAAGAUGCCCGAGUUUGGCUUCAACCUAAAAGGUCCAAAAGUCGAGGGUGAUGUCGAUGUCUCACUUCCAAAAUUUGAAGGUGAUAUCAAAGCUCCAGAGGUUGACAUUGAAGGUCCAGAUAUUGGCAUUGAUGGUUCUAAAGCAGGCUUCAAAAUGCCAAAGAUUAAAAUGCCAUCAUUUGGGAUAAAGGGCCCAAACGUCACGGGCACAGAUGUUGAACUCCCAGAAGCUGACAUCAACAUCAAGGCACCUGAGUUAGAUGUUGAGGGUCCAGAAGUUGACAUCAACAGUCCCGGUGGCAAAAUCAAAAGCCCAAAAUUCAACAUGCCACACAUCUCAGGGCCAAAGAUCUCAAUGCCAGCUGUGGACUUCAAUGUGAAGGGCCCCAAACUCAAAGGUGAUAUGGAUGUGACGGCUCCAAAGAUGGAGGGUGAGAUGAAGGGAUUGGAUGUUGGCAUCAAGGGUCCAAAGGUUGAUGUGACAGGUCCAAAAGGUGGAAUACAUCUGCCAACUAUCAACCUGCCAUCAAUUGGAUUGAAAGGUCCCAAAGUUGAAAUGCCAGAUGUUGACGUAAACCUUCCCAAAGCAAACAUUGACGUGAAAGCACCCAGCAUUGACAUCAACAAACCAGAGAUUGACAUUGAAGGCCCUGAUGGGAAAAUUAGUGGGCCAAAUGUCAAGUUUCCAACACUGUCUGGACCUAAAAUAUCCUUACCAGAUGUUGACUUCAAUUUGAAAGGGCCAAAGGUGAAGGGUGAUUUGAAAGGGGAUGUUCAUGUACCCAAAGCAGAUCUUGAGGGACCAGAUUUUACAAUUGCUGCUCCUGAAAUUGGCUCAAAGAAAGGCAAAUUCAAAAUGCCAAAGUUUGGACUUAAGAGCCCCAAGAUAAAAGGCCCAGAAACCGAUGUCAAAAUUGGUCAAGGGGACAUCAGCAUCAAGGGUAAGGCUGGCAGCUCGGAAGGGCUUAACUUAGAUGUUGGACUGAGUGGUCCAAAAACUAAAGGAUCAAAAUUUAAGAUGCCAAAACUUGGUUUCAGAGGCCCAAAGAUUGACAUGCCAGACAUGGACAUUAAUCUCCCAAAAACCGACAUUGAAAUCAAAACGCCUGAAGUGAACAUUGAAGGAGCAGAAAUUGAAGGUCCCAGCAGAAAGAUAAAGGGACCAAAGGUUACUAAGCCAAAAAUAUCUGGGCAAAAAAUCUCAAUGCCAGAUGUUGAUUUCAAUGUAAAAGGUCCCAAACUCAAAGGUGAUGUUGACAUGUCAGGACAAAAGAUUAAAGGAGACAUCAAAGUUCCUGAUGUUGAUAUUAAAACACCAGAAAUUGAAAUUGGUGGCCCAGAUGCAAAACUGAAAGGACCCAAAAUUAAGAUGCCUACUCUAAAAGGACCAAAGCUGCCUAAUAUUGACAUCGAGUUCAAAGGUCCAAAAGUCGAGGGUGAUGUUGAUGUCUCACUUCCAAAGAUUGAAGGUGAUAUCAAACCUCCCGAGCUUGAUAUUGAAGGUCCAGACAUUGACAUUAAGGGUUCUACAGGAGGCUUCAAAAUGCCAAAGUUUAAAAUGCCACAUUUUGGGUCCAAAGGCCCGGAUGUUGAUAUUGAACUGCCAAAAGCUGAUAUCGAUAUAAAGGCACCUGAAUUAGACAUUGAGGGUCCAAACAUUGACAUUGAAAGUCCCAGUGGAAAAAUGAAAGGCCCAAAAUUCAGCAUGCCAAAGAUCUCAAUGCCAGACAUGGACUUCAGUUUGAAGAGCCCCAAACUCAAAGGUGAUAUGGACGUGACGGCUCCAAAGAUAGAAGGUGACAUGACAGGAUUUGAUGCUGACAUCAAGGGUCCAAAGGUUGAUUUGAAAGGUUCAACAGGUGGAUUUCAAAUGCCCAAUAUCAACCUGCCAUCAUUUGGAUUUAAAGGUCCAAAAGUUGAAAUGCCAGAUGUUGACGUAAACCUUCCCAAAGCAAACAUUGACGUGAAAGCUCCCAGCAUUGAUAUCAACAAACCCGAUAUUGACAUUGAAGCCCCUGAUGUAAAUAUAAAAGGACCCAAAAUUAAGAUGCCCACCAUCAAAGGACCAAAGAUGCCCGAGUUUGGCUUCAACCUAAAAGGUCCAAAAGUUGAGGGCGAUGUCGAUGUCUCACUUCCAAAGAUUGAAGGUGAUAUCAAACCUCCCGAGGUUGACAUUGAAGGUCCAGACAUUGACAUUAAGGGUUCUACAGGAGGCUUCAAAAUGCCAAAGUUUAAAAUGCCACAUUUUGGGUCCAAAGGCCCAAAUGUUGAAGGCCCGGAUGUUGAUAUUGAACUGCCAAAAGCUGAUAUCGAUAUAAAGGCACCUGAAUUAGACAUUGAGGGUCCAAACAUUGACAUUGAAAGUCCCAGUGGAAAAAUGAAAGGCCCAAAAUUCAGCAUGCCAAAGAUCUCAAUGCCAGACAUGGACUUCAGUUUGAAGAGCCCCAAACUCAAAGGUGAUAUGGACGUGACGGUUCCAACAAUAGAAGGUGACAUGACAGGAUUGGAUGCUGGCAUCAAGGGUCCAAAGGUUGAUUUGAAAGGUUCAACAGGUGGAUUUCAAAUGCCCAAUAUCAACCUGCCAUCAUUUGGAUUUAAAGGUCCAAAAGUUGAAAUGCCAGAUGUUGACGUCAACCUUCCCAAAGCAAACAUUGAUGUGAAAGCUCCCAGCAUUGACAUCAACAAACCAGAGAUUGACAUUGAAGGCCCUGAUGUAAAUGUCAAAGGAACCAAAUUUAAAAUGCCUACCAUCACGGCACCAAAGAUGCCUGAUCUUGGCUUCAACCUUAAAGGUCCAAAAGUCCAGGGUGAUGUUGAUGUCUCACUUCCAAAAAUUGAAAGUGAUAUCAAACCUCCCGAGGUUGACAUUGAAGGUCCAGACAUUGACAUUAAGGGUUCUACAGGAGGCUUCAAAAUGCCAAAGUUUAAAAUGCCACAUUUUGGGUCCAAAGGCCCGGAUGUUGAUAUUGAACUGCCAAAAGCUGAUAUCGAUAUAAAGGCACCUGAAUUAGACAUUGAGGGUCCAAACAUUGACAUUGAAAGUCCCAGUGGAAAAAUGAAAGGCCCAAAAUUCAGCAUGCCAAAGAUCUCAAUGCCAGACAUGGACUUCAGUUUGAAGAGCCCCAAACUCAAAGGUGAUAUGGACGUGACGGCUCCAAAGAUAGAAGGUGACAUGACAGGAUUUGAUGCUGACAUCAAGGGUCCAAAGGUUGAUUUGAAAGGUUCAACAGGUGGAUUUCAAAUGCCCAAUAUCAACCUGCCAUCAUUUGGAUUUAAAGGUCCAAAAGUUGAAAUGCCAGAUGUUGACAUAAACCUUCCCAAAGCAAACAUUGACAUGACAGCUCCCAGCAUUGACAUUGACAAACCCGAUAUUGACGUUGAAGCCCCUGAUGUAAAUAUAAAAGGACCCAAAAUUAAGAUGCCCACCAUCAAAGGACCAAAGAUGCCUGAGUUUGGCUUCAACCUAAAAGGUCCAAAAGUCGAGGGUGAUGUUGAUGUCUCACUUCCAAAGAUUGAAGGUGAUAUCAAACCUCCCGAGGUCGACAUUGAGGGUCCAAACAUUGACAUUGAAAGUCCCAGUGGAAAAAUGAAAGGCCCAAAAUUCAACAUGCCAAAGAUCUCAAUGCCAGACAUGGACUUCAGUUUGAAGAGUCCCAAAUUCAAAGGUGAUAUGGAUGUGACGGUUCCAAAGAUAGAAGGUGACAUGACAGGAUUGGAUGCUGACAUCAAGGGUCCCAAGAUUGAUUUGAAAGGUUCAACAGGUGGAUUUCAAAUGCCCAAUAUCAACCUGCCAUCAUUUGGAUUUAAAGGUCCAAAAGUUGAAAUGCCAGAUGUUGACAUAAACCUUCCCAAAGCAAACAUUGACAUGACAGCUCCCAGCAUUGAUAUCAACAAACCCGAUAUUGACGUUGAAGCCCCUGAUGUAAAUAUAAAAGGACCCAAAAUUAAGAUGCCCACCAUCAAAGGACCAAAGAUGCCUGAGUUUGGCUUCAACCUAAAAGGUCCAAAAGUCGAGGGUGAUGUUGAUGUCUCACUUCCAAAGAUUGAAGGUGAUAUCAAACCUCCAGAGGUUGACAUUGAAGGUCCAGACAUUGACAUUAAGGGUUCUGCAGGAGGCUUCAAAAUGCCAAAGUUUAAAAUGCCACAUUUUGGGUCCAAAGGCCCGGAUGUUGAUAUUGAACUGCCAAAAGCUGAUAUCGAUAUAAAGGCACCUGAAUUAGACAUUGAGGGUCCAAACAUUGACGUUGAAAGUCCCAGUGGAAAAAUGAAAGGCCCAAAAUUCAGCAUGCCAAAGAUCUCAAUGCCAGACAUGGACUUCAGUUUGAAGAGCCCCAAACUCAAAGGUGAUAUGGACGUGACGGUUCCAAAGAUAGAAGGUGACAUGACAGGAUUGGAUGCUGACAUCAAGGGUCCAAAGGUUGAUUUGAAAGGUUCAACAGGUGGAUUUCAUAUGCCCAAUAUCAACCUGCCAUCAUUUGGAUUUAAAGGUCCAAAAGUUGAAAUGCCAGAUGUUGACGUCAACCUUCCCAAAGCAAACAUUGACGUGAAAGCUCCCAGCAUUGACAUCAACAAACCCGAUAUUGACAUUGAAGCCCCUGAUGUAAAUAUAAAAGGACCCAAAAUUAAGAUGCCCACCAUCAAAGGACCAAAGAUGCCCGAGUUUGGCUUCAACCUGAAAGGUCCAAAAGUCGAGGGUGAUGUCGAUGUCUCACUUCCAAAAUUUGAAGGUGAUAUCAAAGCUCCAGAGGUUGACAUUGAAGGUCCAGACAUUGACAUUAAGGGUUCUACAGGAGGCUUCAAAAUGCCAAAGUUUAAAAUGCCACAGUUUGGGUCCAAAGGCCCGGAUGUUGAUAUUGAACUGCCAAAAGCUGAUAUCGAUAUAAAGGCACCUGAAUUAGACAUUGAGGGUCCAAACAUUGACAUUGAAAGUCCCAGUGGAAAAAUGAAAGGCCCAAAAUUCAGCAUGCCAAAGAUCUCAAUGCCAGACAUGGACUUCAGUUUGAAGAGCCCCAAACUCAAAGGUGAUAUGGACGUGACGGUUCCAAAGAUAGAAGGUGACAUGACAGGAUUGGAUGCUGACAUCAAGGGUCCAAAGGUUGAUUUGAAAGGUUCAACAGGUGGAUUUCAUAUGCCCAAUAUCAACCUGCCAUCAUUUGGAUUUAAAGGUCCAAAAGUUGAAAUGCCAGAUGUUGACAUAAACCUUCCCAAAGCAAACAUUGACGUGAAAGCUCCCAGCAUUGACAUCAACAAACCCGAUAUUGACAUUGAAGCCCCUGAUGUAAAUAUAAAAGGACCCAAAAUUAAGAUGCCCACCAUCAAAGGACCAAAGAUGCCCGAGUUUGGCUUCAACCUGAAAGGUCCAAAAGUCGAGGGUGAUGUCGAUGUCUCACUUCCAAAAUUUGAAGGUGAUAUCAAAGCUCCAGAGGUUGACGUUGAAGGUCCAGACAUUGACAUUGACGUUUCUAAAGGAGGCUUCAAAAUGCCAAAAAUUAAAAUGCCAUCAUUAGGGAUAAAGGGCCCAAAUGUCACGGGCACAGAUGUUGAACUCCCACAAGCUGACAUCAACAUCAAGGCACCUGAGUUAGAUGUUGAGGGUCCAGAAGUUGACAUCAAAAGUCCUGGUGGCAAGAUCAAAGGCCCAAAAUUCAACAUGCCACACAUCUCGGGACCAAAUAUCUCAAUGCCAGAUGUGGACUUCAAUUUGAAGGGCUCCAAAAUCAAAGGUGAUAUGGAUGUCUCUCUUCCAAAGAUUGAAGGUGAAAUCAAAGCUCCAGAAGUUGACAUUGAAGGUCCAGAUAUUGACAUUGAGGGUUCCAAAGGAGGGUUCAAAAUGCCAAAGUUUAAAAUGCCAAAAUUUGGGUCCAAAAGCCCAAAUGUGAAAGGCCCGGAUGUUGAUGUUGAACUUCCAACAGCUGACAUCAACAUCAAGGCACCUGAGUUAGAUGUUGAGGGUCCAGAAGUUGACAUUAAAAGUCCUGGUGGCAAAAUCAAGGGACCAAAAUUCAACAUGCCACACAUCUCAGGGCCAAAGAUCUCAAUGCCAGCUGUGGACUUCAAUGUGAAGGGCCCCAAAGUCAAAGGUGACAUGGAUGUGACGGUUCCAAAGAUAGAGAGUGAGAUGAAGGGACUGGAUGCUGACAUCAAGGGUCCAAAGGUUGAUGUGACAGGUCCAAAAGGUGGAAUACAUCUGCCAACUAUCAACAUGCCAUCAAUUGGAUUUAAAGGUCCAAAAGUUGAAAUGCCAGAUGUUGACGUAAACCUUCCCAAAGCAAACAUUGACGUGAAAGCACCCAGCAUUGACAUCAACAAACCAGAGAUUGACAUUGAAGGCCCUGAUGUAAAUGUCAAAGGACCCAAAUUUAAAAUGCCCACUAUGAAAGGACCAAAGAUGCCUGAGUUUGGCUUCAACCUUAAAGGUCCAAAAGUGGAGGGCGAUGUCGAUGUCUCACUUCCAAAAUUUGAAGGUGAUAUCAAAGCUCCAGAGGUAGACAUUGAAGGCCUAGACAUUGAUAUUGAUGGUUCUAAAGGAGGCUUCAAAAUGCCAAAGAUUAAAAUGCCAUCAUUUGGGAUAAAGGGCUCAAAUGUCUCAGGCACAGAUGUUGAACUCCCAGAAGCUGACAUCAAUAUCAAGGCACCUGAGUUAGAUGUUGAGGGUCCAGAAGUUGACAUCAAAAGUCCUGGUGGCAAAAUCAAAGGCCCAAAAUUCAACAUGCCAAACAUCUCAGGGCCAAAGAUCUCAAUGCCCGAUGUUGACAUAAACUUUCCCAAAGUAAGCACUGAUGUGAAAGCACCCAGCAUUGACAUAAAUAAACCAGAGAUUGACAUUGAAGGCCCUGACGUAAAUGUCAAAGGACCCAAAUUUAAAAUGCCCACUAUGAAAGGACCAAAGAUGCCUGAGUUUGGCUUCAAUGUAAAAGGUCCAAAAGUCGAGGGUGAUGUCGAUGUCUCACUUCCAAAAUUUGAAGGUGAUAUCAAAGCUCCAGAGGUUGACAUUGAAGGUCCAGACAUUGAUAUUGAUGGUUCGAAAGGAGGCUUCAAAAUGCCAAAGAUUAAAAUGCCAUCAUUCGGUAUAAAGGGCCCAAAUGUCACGGACACAGAUGUUGAACUCCCAGAAGCUGACAUCAACAUCAAGGCACCUGAAUUAGAUGUUGAGGGUCCAAAAGUUGACAUUAAAGGUCCUGGUGGCAAAGUCAAAGGACCAAAAUUCAACAUGCCAAACAUCUCAGGGCCAAAGAUCUCGAUGCCAGACAUGGACUUCAGUUUGAAGGGUCCCAAAGUCAAAGGUGAUAUGGACGUGACGGUUCCAAAGAUAGAGGGUGAGAUGAAGGGAUUGGAUGCUGACAUCAAGGGCCCAAAGUUGGAUUUGAAAGGUUCAACAGGUGGAUUACAAAUGCCCAACAUCAACCUGCCAUCAAUUGGGUUCAAAGGUCCAAAAGUUGAUGUGCCAGAUGUCGACGUAAACCUUCCCAAAGCAAACAUUGACGUGAAAGCACCCAGCAUUGACAUCAAAAAACCAGAGAUUGACAUUGAAGCCCCUGAUGUAAAUGUCAAAGGACCCAAAAUUAAGAUGCCCACCAUCAAAGGACCAAAGAUGCCUGAGUUUGGCUUCAACCUAAAAGGUCCAAAAGUUGAGGGUGAUGUCGAUGUCUCACUUCCAAAAUUUGAAGGUGAUAUCAAAGCUCCAGAGGUUGAGAUUGAAGGUCCAGAUAUCAACAUUGAAACUUCCAAAGGAGGGUUCAAAAUGCCAAAGUUUAAAAUGCCAUCAUUUGGGAUGAAAGGCCCAAAGGUUAAGGGUCCGAAUGUUGAUGUUGGACUUCCAGAUUGUGAUAUUGAUGUAAAGACACCUGAAUUAGACAUUGAGGGUCCGGAGGGUGACAUUAAAAGUCCUAGUGGUAAAAUCAAAGGUCCAAAAUUCAGUAUGCCAAACCUCUCAGGGCCAAAGAUCUCAAUGCCAGAUGUAGACUUUAAUUUGAAAGGCUCCAAACUCAAAGGUGAUGUGGAUGUCUCUCUUCCAAAGAUUGAAGGAGACAUCAGAGGUCCGGCAGUUGACAUUGAGGGUCCAGACAUUGACAUUGUGGGUCCCAAAAGUGGAAUUAAAAUGCCAAAGUUUAAAAUGCCAUCUUUUGGGGUCAAAGGCCCAAAUCUUAAAGGCCCAGAUGUUGAUGUUGAACUGCCAAAAGCUGAUAUCGAUAUUAAGGCACCUAAAUUAGACAUUGAGGGUCCGAAUAUGGAUAUUGAAAGUCCUAGUGGAAAAAUGAAAGGCCCAAAAUUCAGCAUGCCACACAUCUCAGGGCCAAAGAUCUCAAUGCCAGACAUGGACUUCAGUUUGAAGGGCCCCAAAGUCAAAGGUGAUAUGGACAUGACGGUUCCAAAGAUAGAGAGUGAGAUGACGGGACUGGAUGCUGACAUCAAGGGUCCAAAGGUUGAUUUGAAAGGUUCAACAGGUGGAAUACAUCUGCCGACUAUCAACAUGCCAUCAAUUGGAUUUAAAGGUCCAAAAGUUGAAAUGCCAGAUGUUGACGUAAACCUUCCCAAAGCAAACAUUGACGUGAAAGCUCCCAGCAUUGACAUUGACAAACCAGAGAUUGACAUUGAAGGCCCUGAUGUAAAUAUCAAAGGAACCAAAUUUAAAAUGCCUACCAUCACGGCACCAAAGAUGCCUGAGUUUGGCUUCAACCUAAAAGGUCCAAAAGUCGAGGGUGAUGUAGAUGUCUCACUUCCAAAAAUUGAAAGUGAUUUCAAACCUCCCGAGGUUGACAUUGAAGGUCCAGACAUUGACAUUAAGGGUUCUACAGGAGGCUUCAAAAUGCCAAAGUUUAAAAUGCCACAUUUUGGGUCCAAAGGCCCGGAUGUUGAUAUUGAACUGCCAAAAGCUGAUAUCGAUAUAAAGGCACCUGAAUUAGACAUUGAGGGUCCAAACAUUGACAUUGAAAGUCCCAGUGGAAAAAUGAAAGGCCCAAAAUUCAGCAUGCCAAAGAUCUCAAUGCCAGACAUGGACUUCAGUUUGAAGAGCCCCAAACUCAAAGGUGAUAUGGACGUGACGGCUCCAAAGAUAGAAGGUGACAUGACAGGAUUUGAUGCUGACAUCAAGGGUCCAAAGGUUGAUUUGAAAGGUUCAACAGGUGGAUUUCAAAUGCCCAAUAUCAACCUGCCAUCAUUUGGAUUUAAAGGUCCAAAAGUUGAAAUGCCAGAUGUUGACGUCAACCUUCCCAAAGCAAACAUUGACGUGAAAGCUCCCAGCAUUGACAUCAACAAACCCGAUAUUGACAUUGAAGCCCCUGAUGUAAAUAUAAAAGGACCCAAAAUUAAGAUGCCCACCAUCAAAGGACCAAAGAUGCCCGAGUUUGGCUUCAACCUGAAAGGUCCAAAAGUCGAGGGUGAUGUCGAUGUCUCACUUCCAAAAUUUGAAGGUGAUAUCAAAGCUCCAGAGGUUGACGUUGAAGGUCCAGACAUUGACAUUGACGUUUCUAAAGGAGGCUUCAAAAUGCCAAAAAUUAAAAUGCCAUCAUUAGGGAUAAAGGGCCCAAAUGUCACGGGCACAGAUGUUGAACUCCCACAAGCUGACAUCAACAUCAAGGCACCUGAGUUAGAUGUUGAGGGUCCAGAAGUUGACAUCAAAAGUCCUGGUGGCAAGAUCAAAGGCCCAAAAUUCAACAUGCCACACAUCUCGGGACCAAAUAUCUCAAUGCCAGAUGUGGACUUCAAUUUGAAGGGCUCCAAAAUCAAAGGUGAUAUGGAUGUCUCUCUUCCAAAGAUUGAAGGUGAAAUGAAAGCUCCAGACAUUGACAUUGAAGGUCCAGAUAUUGACAUUGAGGGUUCCAAAGGAGGGUUCAAAAUGCCAAAGUUUAAAUUACCAUCAAUCGGGGUGAAAGGCCCAAAUUUCACAGGCCCGGAUGUUGACGUUGAACUCUCAAAAGCUGACAUUGACAUAAAGGCACCUGAAUUAGACAUUGAGGGUCCAAAUAUUGACAUUGAAAGUCCCAGUGGAAAAAUUAAAGGCCCAAAAUUCAGCAUGCCAAACAUCUCAGGGCCAAAGAUCUCAAUGCCAGACAUGGACUUCAGUUUAAAGGGCUCCAAACUCAAAGGUGAUAUGGACGUGACGGUUCCAAAGGUAGAGGGUGACAUGAAAGGAUUGGAUGCUGACAUCAAGGGUCCAAAGGUUGAUUUGAAAGGUAUAAAAGGUGGAAUACAUCUGCCAACUAUCAACAUGCCAUCAAUUGGGUUGAAAAGUCCAAAAGUUGAUGUGCCAGAUGUCGACGUCAAUCUUCCCAAAGCAAACGUUGACGUCAAAGCACCCGGCAUUGACAUCGACAAACCAGAGUUUGACAUUGAAGGCCCUGAUGUAAAUGUCAAAGGACCCAAAUUUAAGAUGCCCACCAUCACGGCACCAAAGAUGCCCGAGUUUGGCUUCAACGUUAAAGGUCCAAAAGUUGAGGGUGAUGUGGAUGUCUCACUUCCAAAGAUUAAAGGUGAUAUUAAAGCUCCAGAGAUUGACCUUGAAGGAAAAGACAUUGGCCAUGAAGGAAUAAAAGGUAGUUUCAAAAUGCCCACGAUUAAAAUGCCGUCCUUUGGCAUGACAGGUUCAUCAACUGAAGGGCCAAAUGUUGAUAUCCGUGUCCCCAAAGCUGACCUUGAUAUUAAUGUUCCUGGAGAUGUUAAAGGUCCUAAUGCUGACAUCACUGUUGAUUCUGAAAAGACUGGCGUUACAUUUCCAAAGUUCAAAGGUCCUAAAUUUGAAAUGAAACAUCAAGAAGUGGAAAAGCCUGAAUUCAAUAUAAAAUCACCCUCUUUCAGUGCAGGAGCCAAAGGUUCCAAAACAGAGGUUAGCUUUCCAGACACUGAGGCAAGUCUUGAUGCUCCUGAUAUUGAUAUCAAUGUAAAGGGGAAAAAGGGUAAGUUUAAACUUCCCAAAGUAAAAGGAAAAGCAAAGAAGCCUGGUGCUGACAUAGACAUACCACCAAUAGAUAUGGAUUUGGAUGCACCCAGUGUUCAUGUCAAAGGAACAAAGGUGAAGAAACAACGUUUUGGCAAGAUUCAUUUCCCAGAUGUGGAACUUGAUAUCAAAUCCCCCAAACUGAAAGGUGAUGGCUCUUUAUCAGGGGCAUUGAAAACUCCUGAUACAGAUUUGCCAUCUGCAAGCCUAAACACAGGCUUUGAUGGUUCAACGAGCCCUACAAAUAUUGGUGUUGUCGCUCCAGGUUUAAAAGUGAAGUCUCCUGACAUCAAAUUAUCAAGUUCAGAACCAGGUGCAGAAAUUCAUGCAGGACUUUCAGGUUCAAGCAGAAGUGGAAUUGGAGGCCUUCAAUUCCCUGAAGGUACAGUGACAUUUCCCAAACUUAAGAUACCAAAAUUUGGAACUAUUUUGCCUGAAACUAAAGGCCAGGAAGUUGAGUCUGAAUUUGCAGCCAGUGGAAGUGUGAACAUCCGGCCUCCAUCUGUUAGUUGUGAUGUCAGUUCACAAAAUAUUGAGGUGCCAGCUGCAGAAGUAAAGCAUAGUGAAAGCAAAGUAAAGGUAAAAAUGCCAAAACUGUUUGGCAAAUCAAAAGCAAAAGGCAGUAGUGCAGGUGACCUCUCUGGAGAACUAAGUGCUAGUGGAAAGGUUACUGGUCCUGGACUCAGUGUGUCAUCUAAAGGCAAGUCAGCUUCACUGGAUCUAUUCAAGAAAUCAAGACAUCGGUCCUCUUCUCUUAGUGAUGAAGGAGGUUCUCCUUCAGCUCACUUAGAAGCUGAAAGUGGGGACAUUUCAUUAGACCUGGGUGGAGACAAAGGAAAGAAAGGCAAAUUAAAGUUUGGCACUUUUGGAGGCUUUGGUUCGAAGUCAAAAGGCUCAUACGAAGUGACACUUGGAGAUGACAGUCAAGUAGGGGUAGAGGGGAGUGCAGAUGUUUCUGUACAUUCUAAAAAGAGCAGAUUGUCUUCAUCAUCCAGCAGUGACAGUGGCUCAAGGAGUGGUUUCAGGUUCCCGAGAUUGGAGCUUUCUGUUUCACCAAAAUAGUGAGGCAAAGUAAACUGUACAUCUUCCACACAUUUUUGUAACAUAAACUUCUUCACAUGUUUGCUCUUUCGGGCACAUGCACAGUCAUCUCAGUGUUUUUGACUAUGAGUAUUGUCCAUUUAUUCGGCAUAAAUGCAUGAGAUUGUUUAAAAUCCCUUCAAAAUGUAAAUAAGAUUAAUUUGUAUCAUAAUAAUAAAUAUUGUUUUUGUAUAUAGACCAGAUUUAUAAACAACUGCAAUCUCACAAAAAACAACAAAAUUUUAUUAAAGGUUUUGUUUUUGUGUUAUGUUUUGUUGUAGUACAUGGAUGUUCUUGAUAAAUUGGCACGGUAUAUUUGUAUCCAGGGGUCUAUUGCAGAGAACAGAAACUUACAAUAGUCAUGUAGAAAGAAAAUGUUUAUACACUCAGACACACAUAUGAACAGUAACUAAUUUUAAAUGUAUGACUUAAUGUUUUUGAGCUUUGAUAAUAUAUAAACAGCGCUGAAAGACAUUUACGCAAAACGGUCGCUUUCACCACAUUCAGAAGAGUGAUGAUGUAUUCACCAUAAUUGCAAAGACAAUCACUGUUUGAAAAAUCUCUGAAAUGCUGUCAUUGUGUUUUAGUUUCACUGAGUUGUUUUUUUGUUUUUUUGCUAAAAAUCACUCAUUUACCACAGUACAGAUUUUGUUUUCAACAGCCUCUGUCUCUUAAAUGUAUCUUGUUUUCAUAAUUGAAAAAUUUCUUUAUUUUGUUUCUUUUUGUCACUUUUAUUGUAUACACGUGUUAUGCUUACUUAAAAAACACAAAUAAACAGUCCCUUUGAUAUCAUUUUUUGUAAACAAAGUGUGUUAAUACAGAGUUACAUGAUAUGAUCUGUUAUGACCACAUGAGUUUUUGGGUUAAUUAUUAUGUGUGCAUUCUCCAACAAAACCAAAUAAAAGAUUCAAUCAAAUUUA
Molecule: messenger RNA, 20012 nt
Organism: Salarias fasciatus (jewelled blenny)
Lineage: Eukaryota; Metazoa; Chordata; Actinopteri; Blenniiformes; Blenniidae
Gene: ahnak
Product: AHNAK nucleoprotein
Exons: 10
Coding region: 313-19074 (6253 amino acids)
Biological process (GO): regulation of RNA splicing
Cellular component (GO): nucleus; cytoplasm; costamere
Molecular function (GO): protein binding
Source: RefSeq, a predicted model, not a curated record